Molecule: messenger RNA, 999 nt
Organism: Capronia epimyces CBS 606.96
Lineage: Eukaryota; Fungi; Ascomycota; Eurotiomycetes; Chaetothyriales; Herpotrichiellaceae
Exons: 2
Coding region: 1-999 (332 amino acids)
Source: RefSeq, a predicted model, not a curated record
AUGGCCCCCUCAGCUAUCAUUGAAGAGGCUCCUACGAUCCCGGUCCCCAAGGCCGUGGGGUCGGUGCCGAACGACGAUGUCCUGGUCGACUCGUUCGACAUGUCUACCGUCACAGUCGAGCAGGUGGUGCAGUCCAUGGUCCGCAACGGCGGCGUCAUUGUACGCAACCUGAUCCGGCCGGAAGAAGCCCGGCAGAUUGAGAAAGAGGUGCGACCGUAUCUCGGCUUCGACGAAUGCUGGCAGCCGGAUUUCUGGCCUCGCGAAACCCAUCGAGUCUGUGGUCUGGCUGGCAAGUCGCCCACCUUUAUCGACAAGAUCGCCUCCCAUCCUCUCUACGAGGAGGUGGCAGCACGUUUCUUAACCACCACCUCCAAGGCCUGGAUCGGCCAGACACACACCGAGAACACCUCCCGACCACAGCUCAACAACACCCUCGUCUUCUCCAUCGGCCCUGGCGCAAAGCAUCAAGACCUCCACCGCGACGACAUGAUCCAUCACAAGCAGCUGCCGGCCAUCACCCCAGAAGAGUAUACAUUCGACCGUGACACCGCCAUCGGCCUGUUUGUCGCGGGUAAGAAGACGACCCGGGCGAAUGGGGCCACCAGGUUCGUGCCGCGCUCCCACUUGCAGGCGACGGAGCAUCCACCUCCUGCUGAGGACUCGGAAUGCUUCUAUGCCGAGCUCAACCCCGGUGACGGCUUCUUCAUGCUUGCAUCCUGUUACCAUGGUGGAUCGGCCAACACCACCGAGGACGAGGAGCGAUUGCUCUAUGGAUGUUUCAUGACCAGAGGAUGGCUUCGCCAGGAAGAGAACCAAUACCUUGCCACCCCGCUGGAAAAGAUCAAGCAGACCAACUACUCUGCCAAACAACUGCGGAUGAUGGGUUAUGGUGUGAGCGAGCCGUUCCUGGGCUGGGUCGACUUGUCGGAUCCAAUGCAGGUGGUGAUGAAUAUCAACGAGAAGAAGGACCUCAGCUUCGGAGGGUACUCGAAGAAGUAA